Caenorhabditis bovis is the source of this 543-nucleotide messenger RNA. Lineage: Eukaryota; Metazoa; Nematoda; Chromadorea; Rhabditida; Rhabditidae. The record is from the annotation of a GenBank genome assembly.
AUGAGUGAGGAAAACUUGACAACAAUUGCACCGCAUCGCGGAUUCAAUCAAAAAGCACGAGAUAUUCUCAUUGGACCUGAAGAUAUGCCGAACGGAGUGUAUUUUAAAGGUAUGCCGUUCAAAUCGAGCAGUGAAUUCGAUCUUCGCAAGAAGAUUCAGUCUAGCUUCAAAAAGGGGAGCAAUAACAGCUCACCAAAAUCUCAAUCCUCAACGCAUUUGAUUCCGGAGCAUCCGGUUUUCGACACUAUUGGAGAAGAAUCAAAAGUGAAGAAGCAUCUCAAGCUAUCGGAGAUUGGAAAAGCGCGCUCAUGCGCUGAGCUAAAGUCAGAUAAACGACUUAUUCGCACUUUCCAAGAAGACAACAUUUUGAAAAUGCCCAGCAUUGAUUCGGACAUUGGACUUGUUGGUCCGAUGCCGGAGAUUGAUAGUCUCUGCAUUGGAUUUGAAGGACUUGGAAAGUCUGUCAUUUAUUCUGCUGACACCAAACAACCCAACAAGAACAAGGAGGUCAAGAAAUGGCUCAACAAAAAUAACAACCAGUAG